Molecule: messenger RNA, 1686 nt
Organism: Thermothielavioides terrestris NRRL 8126
Lineage: Eukaryota; Fungi; Ascomycota; Sordariomycetes; Sordariales; Chaetomiaceae
Exons: 1
Coding region: 96-1550 (484 amino acids)
Biological process (GO): peptidyl-L-cysteine S-palmitoylation; protein targeting to membrane
Cellular component (GO): endoplasmic reticulum; Golgi apparatus; endoplasmic reticulum membrane
Molecular function (GO): protein-cysteine S-palmitoyltransferase activity
Source: RefSeq, a predicted model, not a curated record
GUGCCAACGACGCGUCUUCCUUCUCUCAGCAACUCGAACCGUGUCUCUGCUCAUCCGGGGCCGGGUCCCAUGGCCAACCCAACGCAGCUCCGACAAUGACCUCGCUCAAGACCGGCCCCGCGACGCCGGGCCUGCAUCUCCUCUACAUCCCCGCCGUGUGCGCUCUGAUCCUCUUCCAGGGCUACUACUCGCAGUACCUCUUCAACAGCGACCCCGCCCUCGACCCUGGGCCUCUCACUCGCCGCCAAACACUCACCUUCAACAUCCUGCUUCUGUGCCUCUGGUGGACCUAUUACCGCGCCUGCACCGUCGACCCGGGUCGGUACCGCUUCCCGCCAUCACCACCGUCGUCAUCCUCGUCUGCCCCCAAUCCCUCGCGCGAGCGCGAGCCCGACCUCCGCGCUGCCUGGAGCUCGACCUCGAUCUCGACCCUCCACAAACGCGCGCGCUGGUGCAAGAAAUGCGCCGCCCCGAAGCCGCUCCGCGCCCACCACUGCCGGCACUGCGGGCGCUGCAUCCCCAAGAUGGACCACCACUGCCCGUGGACGGGCAGCUGCGUCUCGAUGCAGACCUUCCCGUACUUCCUGCGCUUCCUGCUGUACACGAACCUCGCGCUGUGGUACCUGGCCCGCCUGCUGUGGCACCGCGCCGCCGCCGUGUGGGCGGCCCGCCGCCUGCCCGCCUACCUCGGCCCGUCGCUGUCCAGCCUGAUCGGCUUGACGGUGCUGGCGCUGGCGAAUGCGGCGACCGUCUUCGCCCUCGGCGUGCUGCUGUUUACCACCGUCAAGGGGUGGGUCUUCAACUGCACCAUGAUCGAGAACUGGGAGGUGGAUCGGCAUGAGGCCGUGCUGGCGCGCAUGGACGACACGGGCCCCGGGGGUGGGCACUUCUGGAGCGACGAUGACGCCGCGCUGCGCGAGACGCUCGAGCGGAUCGAGUUUCCGUACGACAUCGGCGUGUUUGCGAACAUGGCGCAGGCGAUGGGGACGCGGAACCCCCUCAGGUGGUUCUUGCCGGUGUUCGGAGGCGGGCCGGUGAUUAACAACGAGACUCCCGGGAAGGGUCCCGGGUGGGAGUGGGAGGAGAACGGUUUCAAUGAUCUGCCUGGGCUGUGGCCGCCCCCCGAUCCGGAGAGGAUGCGACAGGCGAGGAGGGGUGCGUGGCCCGGUGCUGCGCAGCAGCUGGGUCCAAGAUACGACCAGUAUCAGACCCCUGAAGAGGUGAAGGCGGCUUUUGCCAAGCGGCAGAAGGAGGACUUCCUGAGGAGGCGGAGGGUGCACGCGCAACAGGUUCACCAGCGGUCCGGAAUCAUUGCCGAGUUGGAAGAGACGGACGAGCUGCCCCGUUCCGGGGAAGAAAGGGAUGGUGAGAACGACGAGUGGGUUGAGACGCACCUCUGGACGAACUCUGACGGCGACCGCCUGUGGGACUAUGGUGUGGACGAGGACGUUGAGGAGGAACUUAUAUCUGCGGACAACAAGGACGACGACGUGCCUUUGGCGGAGUUGAUUCGCAGGCGAACAGUCCGGUCGAGGGAAGACGAUGGCUGAGUUACUCUCUGGGUCGCAAGCGACGCCGCUAGCAUUGCGCUUGUUCAUCGGGAUAGAAAAGGCGGUUGCAGAAUAUGCCGGCCAUCGGGACCGCUUCUAGAUUUUGAACUUUGUCACAAGACGGCACUUCUCUAAC